Periophthalmus magnuspinnatus is the source of this 1845-nucleotide messenger RNA. Its product is annotated as tRNA selenocysteine 1-associated protein 1-like. The record is from RefSeq and is a predicted model, not a curated record. Bases 162 to 1103 code for a protein of 313 amino acids. Gene Ontology annotation, cellular component: nucleus. Lineage: Eukaryota; Metazoa; Chordata; Actinopteri; Gobiiformes; Gobiidae. The transcript has 9 exons. Gene Ontology annotation, molecular function: tRNA binding. Gene Ontology annotation, biological process: selenocysteine incorporation.
AAACCAAAAGAAGAAGUGCGUGACUUGUGACGCAAAAACGUAACCGGUGCGUGCUGUAUGCUAGCUGCGGAUAGCAUGAUAGCACGUUCAUGUAAACUUUGUGUGAAACAGCUGUCUGUAUUUGUUUUAUUGGAGAUAAAAGUGUCAGAUUGAUCGGCAUCAUGAGCACGCUGUGGAUGGGAAACCUGGAGCCUUAUAUGGAUGAGAAGUUCAUCAUCAGAGCGUUUGCCACCAUGGGUGAAACUGUAGUCAACGUACGCAUCAUCCGCCACAAGAUGACAGGGGGUGCUCUGGGGUACUGCUUUGUGGAGAUGACCGACGAGGGCACGGCCGAGAGGUGUCUGCGCAAGAUCAAUGGCAAGCCACUCCCCGGAGCAAACCCACCAACAAGGUUUAAGUUGAACAGAGCCACAUUUGGAAAGCAAGACAUUGGGCCCAUGUUCUCUUUGUUUGUGGGAGACCUGACACCAGAAGUGGAUGAUGGGAUGCUGUAUGAGUUCUUCUAUAACCGCUACCCCCAGUGCCGUGGAGGGAAGGUGGUGCUGGACCAUCUGGGAAACUCCAAGGGCUGUGGCUUUGUACAGUUCCCAGACGAGCGUCUGCAGAAGCGGGCGUUGGAUGAGUGUCAGGGGGCUGUGGGACUGGGAGGUAAACCUCUCAGACUCAGCCUCGCUGCUAACAAUUUAAAGAACAAACCCCAGACCACAUCCACCACCCAGAGCGACACCAAAACAUGGAGCAGCUCGGCCUACAGCCAGAGCUACGACCCCUAUGGCCAGUACAGCGCAUACGGCUACGGCUACCCCGCCUCUUCCUCCUGGAGCUACGACCAGAACGCCUUUGGAUACUACCCUGGAUAUGACUACUCACAGUAUGCCGCCAUGCAGGAGGGAGAGACAGGAGAGGAGGAGGCAGCUGUCCCAGAGGAUGAUGGAACUGAAGACCCAAACCCAGUGCUGGACAUAGCAGAGGAGAACAGGAAGUGCAUGGAGCAGAGUGAGGAGCUGUACGAUGCCCUGGUCCAGACACACUGGGCUCCUGAGGACUUCCAGCAGGAGCAGGACUAUCUGCUGUCCCUGGUGCCUGAGCCCAUCACAGCCUGAGCACACACAGCUCUAUGGACUGCAGGCAGAAGGAAGGGUAGUUUUGUAUUCAGUUGUAAAUAAAAAAUGUUUUUUUGUAAACCACAUGCUUAAAGUGCAUAUGACUGGUUAGACUAUAGUUUUCUUUAGUAUUUAGCCUCACAUGAGUCUCUCAUUUUGGUUUCCUGUCUCAAUGCUGAAAUUGAGUAUCUUUUUUAAACUAAGGGUAAAUGCUACAUACAGUUCCUUUUAAAAGCAGAUUUAAACUGUCUCAAAAAUGUGUUUUUUGUGUUCCUGCAUAAAUUGUGCAUUUUGGAUAGAAUUUUCUGUGUUAGCUUUUUUUUUUUUUUUUUUUUUUUUACUUCUCAACUUUUUUUCAACAAACUGCCACUUAACUCAUGUGAACUAUCAUAAAUAUUUAUCAUAGGUACCAUACCUGUGAUAUGUCAUAAUUAGAAAAACAUGAACCUGUCAUAUGCACUUUUAAAUAAUAUUUUGUUAAGUUUUGUUGCUAAACUAUAGAACAUUUGAUGAGCCUCUCCAUCAUAGAGCAUAUUUUUAAUCAAUGGAGAUGCUUCAGGUUGUAGAUUUAAAGGUUCUGUUUGAGUGUAAAUUUGUACACAAUUCAAAAUGGCUUCUACUCUAACUUGUACUAUUUUGCAUUCCCAAUGUGCUAAAAUGUAGAAAUACUUUGAUAUUAAUGUAUCAGCCAAUGUUUCUGAAAAUGACUCUACAUUAAAGGCACUGUACUUGAUUUUUACUG